UUGCCGACGGACCCGUUGCCCUGGGACCUGUGUUCCGUCCCCUUUAGGGACCCGGUGGAAUAAUGGAGCCUGGUUGUAUGGGGCCGGUUCGGGGAGGCUUCCUGGCCUGCGCUUGCUUCUUCACCGACAAUCUCUUCGUUCCCCGCUACGGUCUCCACGUUCGCUACUGGGGUGACCGAGAGCAGCUGCGGAGGGAUUAUGGACCGGCCUUAAGAGAACGAGGCUGUCAAAAUGAGGAAGAAUUUGAAGCUGUUGUCCAAGAGGUUGAAAAGGAGGUGCGGAGGAGGAAGGAAUUAGGUCGCCAGUCUAGAGAAAGAAAGAACACCAUUUCCCAGAGCUACAGAUCAAAGCAUCCUCAGCUGUAUGCUUUACAGGAUUCAUUUCUAGCACCAGUUUUUUUAGAAGCGGUCAAAUACUGCGCAUCCAAAGGUGCUGAUCUCCAAGGCCUCCUGAGACAUGUGGAAUCUAUAUCAGCUGAGAAGAGAAUCUAUCGACUCCCGGUAUUUACUGAGGAAUUCUGCCAAGCUUUCAUUGAGGAGCUGGAGAACUUUGAGCAGUCAGAGAUGCCCAAAGGGAGGCCCAACUCCAUGAAUAAUUACGGGGUUCUCCUCAAUGAACUUGGCCUGGAUGAAGCUCUCAUCACCCCUCUGCGUGAGAAAUACCUGCAGCCCAUCACAGCUCUGCUUUACCCAGACUGCGGGGGAGACUGCUUGGACAGCCACAAGGCCUUCGCCGUGAAGUACGCUUUGCACGAAGACCUGGACUUGAGUUCCCACUACGACAACGCGGAAGUAACCCUCAACGUCUCCCUGGGGAAAGAAUUCACCGAGGGCAACCUCUAUUUUUCCGAUUUCAGACAGGAUCCCAAUCCUGUGCCGAAGUACAUUGAAGUGGAGCACGUGCCCCUUCAUGGAUUGUUUCACCGGGGAGGGCAGAUCCACGGGGCCCUUCCCAUUGCCUCUGGGGAGCGCUGGAACCUGAUCGUCUGGAUGCGAUCGUCCGCUGUCCGGAAUCAGCUCUGCCCCAUGUGCAACAGGGUGCCCGAGCUGGUGCCAGCAGAGGGAUUUGGGGAUGGGUUCACCAGGAGCCCCCGAGAGAGACAGCCCGAAACGGUGGACGUCUGCUCCUUAACGUAGGAAGAGGAUGCGGAGCAACUGACUUCAAUAAAGACAUUGCCAGUGGGAUGCAAAAAUGAUCUUGGCAGUCACUGUAAACAUGUUUUCUUUGGAGCAAGCCAGGAUUGAACUUUAAAAAAAAACAAUACACACAUUCAAACACUGAACACAUUAUAGCCCAGGCAAGAAAAGGAGAGCUGGUCUUGUGGUAUCAAGCAUGACUUGUCCCCGUAGCUAAGCAGGGUCUGCCCUGGUUGCUUAUGAAUGGGAGACGAGAAGUGUGAGCACUGCAAGAUAUCCCCCUCAGGGGAUAAUGGGGCCGCUCUGGGAAGAACAGAAGGUUCCAAGUUCCCUCCCUGGCAGCUUCUCCAAGAUAGAGCUGAGAGAAAUUCCUUCCUGCAACCUUGGAGAUGCUGCUGCCAGUCUGUGAAGACAAUACUGAGCUAGAUAGACCUAUGGUCUGACUCAGUAUAUAGCAGUUUCCUAUGUUCCUAUGUUGAGGGAGAUUCCACACCAACCAGCCUUAUUACUGGGCUUUGACUAGCAGACAAGAUUUUCUUGUUUGAGACCACAACACUCAACACAGCUCUGUUAACCAGGGGCCACACCACAUGAGUGACAGAGACCUAGGAGCCUGUGGUACACCUGGGAAAGAGCUGUGGGUCUGGCUAUAGCUUAGUCAGGGCUUUGUUUAUUACCAUUUAUUACUACUACUGCUACUGCUACUGCUACUAUAUUGUUAUCCCUCUCUUCCUCCAAGAAGCCCAGAGCGGUGUACUACCUACUUAAGUUUCUCUUUCACAACAACCCUGUGAAGUAGGCUAGGCUGAGCAGCCCUGCUAUAGAGAGAUCCCCUUUGCCAUCUCCCCUACUGCACGGACAGCAAGACGUGUCCUGAUAAUGGUGCUCCCCUUAUGUAUCCCAACGGCUGACUUCCGCAUUUCAGCCAAGGCCCAGACAAACAGGAAUGAGCAACUGGUUGGAUGCAAUUUACUUGCAGCUCAGAGGGCAAGGAGAAGUCCAUUGGUGGUGAGAGAGAGGGUUGGCAGCAGUGCUGAGAUUUAGCGUAUCUAGAAGGCUGCCCUCUUUGGUAUUACCUGUGUGUGAAUUUACCCAGUCUAUGUGAUGAUGAUUGAAGUCACCGAUUAUUACAGCUCUGUCUCUCGUUGACACUUUGCCGAUUUCCUUCUCCAGCUCCAGGUCAACCUCAGCAUUUUGAUCAGGAAGGCAAAAGCACAUCCCUACAUUUACAAAUGAAAUAUAUUUCAUUUUAGGCCUUGUAUUAUCACACACAGUUUCUCUGUGGAAGACUCUAGUCCUCCUGGGUUUUCUAGUUUGUUAGAUUCUAUCUUUUCUUUAUCAUACCAUGCUGCUCCGCCCAGACUCUGUCCCUCCCUGUCCUUUCUAUAGAGUUUAUAUCCAGGAAUAAAGUUUAUAUCCAGGAAUAAUAAAGUCCCACUGGUUCUCACCUUUCCACCAA
Molecule: messenger RNA, 2595 nt
Organism: Hemicordylus capensis (graceful crag lizard)
Lineage: Eukaryota; Metazoa; Chordata; Lepidosauria; Squamata; Cordylidae
Gene: OGFOD2
Product: 2-oxoglutarate and iron dependent oxygenase domain containing 2
Exons: 7
Coding region: 63-1136 (357 amino acids)
Molecular function (GO): oxidoreductase activity, acting on paired donors, with incorporation or reduction of molecular oxygen; L-ascorbic acid binding; iron ion binding
Source: RefSeq, a predicted model, not a curated record